AAUAAAUAUACUUUAUCUAUAGUCUAAUUAAAUGAUUGUGAAUAUUUGUCCAAAAUUCAAAAUACAUAUUUCGAUAAAUUGCUGAGAUAUGAUUACAUACACAGCUGAAAUACACACACAGAGGCAUCCGAGAUGAUGGGAAGAUGCUGUUCGUCGAUUUCGAUGCCCAAUCCCAGCGAAUUGAAGCCAUUUCAGACCAUCAAUGGAUUUCAGCAGCUAGCUGAAGCUCGCCGCUUCAAGGCAUGGUUCUUGGAUCAGUUUGGAGUUCUACACGACGGGAAGCAGCCAUACCCUGGUGCCAUUACUACAUUAGAAAAGUUGGCAACUUGUGGGGCUAAGAUGGUGAUCAUUAGCAAUUCUUCGAGACGUGCAUCAACAACCAUGGAAAAAUUAAGUAGCCUUGGAUUCAACCCGUCGCUCUUUUUGGGAGCCAUUACCAGCGGAGAGUUAACACACCAGUACCUUCUGAGGAGAGACGAUCCUUGGUUUGCUGCAUUGGGAAACUUCUGCAUUCACAUGACCUGGAGUGACCGAGGAGCUAUAUCCCUUGAGGGCUUAGGGCUCCAAGUAGUAGAAAAGGUCGAAGAAGCUCAGUUCAUUCUGGCUCAUGGUACUGAAGCUUUGGGGCUUCCAUCUGGAGACGCACUUCCAAUGACACUAGAAGAACUGGACAAAGUUUUGGAGCAAUGUGCUGCAAAAAAGAUUCCUAUGGUCGUAGCGAAUCCAGAUUUUGUUACGGUUGAAGCUAGAGCUUUAAGAGUGAUGCCUGGAACAUUGGCAGCCACAUACGAGAAGCUUGGUGGCGAUGUGAAGUGGAUGGGCAAGCCAGGCGAGAUCAUAUAUAAAUCAGCCAUGACAAUGGCUGGUGUGGACGCUGCUGAUUGUAUUGCUGUUGGCGACUCACUCCACCACGACAUAAAAGGCGCAAACAUAGCUGGUAUAUCUUCAGCUCUCACCACUGGCGGCAUCCAUGCAGCUGAACUCGGACUUACUACAUUUGGUGAGACCGCUGCUGAAUCAUCUGUUCAGUCUCUUGCCGUGAAGUAUGAGGCUUAUCCGACAUAUGUGCUUCCCUCAUUUACAUGGUAGCAUCUGUCUCUCUCUGUCAUAUCCGAGCUUCAACCAACUGAUCUUGGGUAAGGACAGUCUUUCCCUUGAUUCUUCAACUAAAUGUGGAUGUUGUCGCAGUUAUUCACAUUUGACGUUGAGAUUAAGUACUUAGUCAGAUAUAGAAGUUCGAAAUCCGAGGUUCUACGUUAUUUACAGAAUAUUUUACCAUUAUGUCAUUUUCAUGGGACGUUGCAGAAACAUAUUGAUAUGUUUUUUGUUUUAAGGUAUAUUAAUAUGUUUUAUGUUA
Messenger RNA from Salvia miltiorrhiza (redroot sage), 1357 nucleotides. RefSeq lists its product as uncharacterized. The record is from RefSeq and is a predicted model, not a curated record. Gene Ontology annotation, cellular component: chloroplast. Gene Ontology annotation, molecular function: phosphatase activity. The transcript has 8 exons. Bases 133 to 1089 code for a protein of 318 amino acids. NCBI's taxonomy places the organism in Eukaryota, Viridiplantae, Streptophyta, Magnoliopsida, Lamiales, Lamiaceae.